CCUGGGUAGGAGGGGAGAGAGGGAACCAGGAGGGAGGGUCAAGGAGGCUCUGCUUUAUAAAGGCCAAGGAGAGAGCGCAACUCGCCAGACCCAGACGUCUGGAUCCCCUGUGCGGCCACCGCCUACCUGACCGAGCCACCCCAAGAUCCACCACUGAGUUCUCCAGAGUUGUACAGAGGGCCCGCUCGCCAUGGCCCUCUUUGGGACACUCUUCUUAGCGCUGCUGGCCAGCGCUUACGCAGAGCUCCCAGGCUGCAAGAUCCGUGUCACAUCCAAGGCGCUAGAGCUGGUGAAGCAAGAGGGGAUGCGCUUUUUGGAGCAAGAGCUGGAGACCAUCACUAUCCCAGACCUGCGGGGCAAAGAAGGCCAGUUACACUACAACAUAUCUGAGGUGAAGGUUACUGAGCUGCAGCUGAGGUCCUCCGAGCUCCAUUUCCAGCCCAAGCAGGAGCUGAUUCUACAAAUCACUAACGCCUCCUUGGGCCUGCGAUUCCGGAGACAGCUUCUCUACUGGUUCUUCUAUGAUGGGGGCUACAUCAAUGCUUCGGCAGAGGGUGUGUCCAUCCACACAGGUCUGCAGCUCUCCCAGGAUCCCACCGGCAGGAUGAAAGUGACCAAUGUCUCAUGUCAGGCCUUUGUCUCCAGAAUGCAUGUGGCCUUCGGGGGAACCUUCAAGAGGGUGUAUGAUUUUCUGUCCACAUUCAUCAUCUCUGGGAUGCGCUUUCUGCUCAACCAGCAGAUUUGUCCGGUGCUCUACCACUCAGGGAUGAUCUUGCUCAACUCCCUCUUGGACACCGUGCCUGUGCGCAGUGCUGUGGACAAGCUGGUCGGCAUCGACUACUCCCUUCUGAAGGAUCCCGUGGUCUCCACUGACAAUCUGGACAUGGAAUUCCGGGGAGCAUUCUUCCCCCUGGCUGAAGGGAACUUGAGCUUCAUCAACCAGGCAGUGGAGCCUCAGCUACAGGAGGAGGAGCGGAUGGUGUAUGUGGCCUUCUCUGAGUUCUUCUUCGACUCUGCCUUGGAGAGCUACUUCCGGGCAGGAGCCUUUCGGCUGUCACUGGAGAAGCUGCCAAAGGAUCUGGAUGUGCUGCUGAGGGCCACCUUCUUUGGGAGCAUUAUCCUCCUGACUCCCGCAGAGAUUGAUUCCCCGCUGAAGUUGGAGCUUCGGGCCAUCGCCCCACCGCGCUGCACUAUCAAACCCUCAGGCACCACCAUCUCGGUCACUGCCAGUGUCACCAUCUCCCUGGCCCCACCCAACCUACUGGAAGUCCAACUGUCCAGCAUGAUCAUGGACGUGCGUCUCAGUGCCAAGAUGGCGCUCCGGGGCAAGGCGCUGCGGGCCCAGCUGGAACUUGCCAGGUUCCGAAUCUACUCAAACCAGUCUGCACUGGAGUCUCUGGCUCUGAUCCCACUGCAGGCCCCUCUGAAGGCCCUGCUGCAGAUCGGGGUGAUGCCCAUGCUCAACGAGCGGACCUGGAGGGGAGUGCAGAUCCCUCUGCCGGAGGGUAUCACCUUCGUGCGUGAGGUGGUGACGAACCAUGCGGGCUUCCUCACCAUCGGGGCUGACCUCCACUUUGCCAAAGGACUGCGAGAGGUGAUUGAAAAGAACCGGCCUGCCAAUACCAGAGAUGCCCAGGCAUCCAGUGCCCCUCCACCCUCCUCGGCAGCUGCCUGAGCCCUCACUCCCCACCCUGGUAGUUGCUGGUCAGGACUGCAGCCCUCUCAAUCCUUCCCUCUGCUCCUCCAUAGUCCCGUAGGGUCCCUUGAGUCCCCAGUGCCACAGAGAAGACAGGGUUUGAAGCUGUGCCCAGUUUAAUUCCAUAAUCAGUUUAUCUGUCAAUUACAAUCCGUCCAUCUCUC
Octodon degus (degu) is the source of this 1860-nucleotide messenger RNA. It is a transcript of the gene Pltp, whose product is annotated as phospholipid transfer protein. The record is from RefSeq and is a predicted model, not a curated record. Gene Ontology annotation, biological process: ceramide transport; high-density lipoprotein particle remodeling; phospholipid transport. Gene Ontology annotation, molecular function: ceramide binding; ceramide transfer activity; diacylglycerol binding. Bases 191 to 1675 code for a protein of 494 amino acids. The transcript is spliced from 17 exons. NCBI's taxonomy places the organism in Eukaryota, Metazoa, Chordata, Mammalia, Rodentia, Octodontidae.